Molecule: messenger RNA, 5342 nt
Organism: Cottoperca gobio
Lineage: Eukaryota; Metazoa; Chordata; Actinopteri; Perciformes; Bovichtidae
Product: cadherin-18-like
Exons: 11
Coding region: 1-3171 (1056 amino acids)
Biological process (GO): calcium-dependent cell-cell adhesion; multicellular organism development; cell-cell adhesion mediated by cadherin
Cellular component (GO): catenin complex; adherens junction; plasma membrane
Molecular function (GO): cadherin binding; beta-catenin binding; calcium ion binding
Source: RefSeq, a predicted model, not a curated record
AUGAGAGUGCCAGUCGGCGUGGCUGCAAUUUCCUGUCUUUUUCCUCUUGUGGUCUUCCUAUGUGUUGUCUCCCAGAGUUGUCAUGGGAUCCGGGUCGAUCUGAGCCCCCACACUAACCCCAACCCCAGCCUGUACCCUUAUCAAUGGCUCAAGUCACUGCCCGAACCAAUCCUACUUCCAAAGUCUAGUCCUGAAAAACGUAUCUCCCCACUGCAGCCAAGCCUGCCCUGGAGCUCCAGCAAGGACCUCUGGAGCAAGGCAAAGUUAAAACCUAGGCAUGACACCAAUUCAAACUUUUCACUUGCAAUCUCCCCGGACACAUCAAGCUCAAACAGUAGACUCAAGCUACAGAAUGCGUCCAUAGAACAAAAUUCUAAUUCAAGGCAGGGGUUGGCAUACAAAUCGAAUUCUAAUCAGGUGACAAGAGGUAAGCAAACUUCCAAAACCAACCCCAAAACAAAUCCAAAACCAAGGCGGAGAUUACUGUCGCAGCCAAAGCCAAAGGCAUUCUCCAAUUUGAAGGUAGUAACUGGGAGUAAGACCAAUUCUGAGUCAUUCCUCAACACUAAAUUAUCCUCACUACCUAGUCCUAAUCAAACGUCAGACUUAUCUGGUACAAUGAACCCCAGCUCCUACUACAAUGCCAUUUCAGCUUCACUGUCCAAUCCUAAAUCCCAUUCCAAAUCCGACUUCAGACCAUCAAUCCGAGUAAAGAGGAACAAGACUAAGUUAUUGGAGAAGGACAAGGAUUCCCACCAUCGGCUUAAGAGAGGUUGGAUCUGGAACCAGUUUUUUGUUCUGGAGGAACACAUCGGACCUGAAUCUCAAUAUGUUGGAAAGCUCCACUCCAACUCCGACAAGGGUGAUGGUUCUGUGAGCUACAUCCUGUCUGGUGAGGGGGCAGGGUAUAUCUUCCUCAUUGACGAGACGACGGGUGACAUCCACGCAGCCAAGAGCCUAGACCGUGAGAGGAAGUCCCAGUAUGUCCUACAUGCAAGAGCCAUUGAGCGGCAGACAAACCGCUCCCUGGAGGCAGAGUCAGAGUUCAUCAUCAAGGUCCAGGAUGUCAAUGACAAUGCUCCAAAAUUCCCUGAUGGACCAUUCACAGCAACUGUGCCUGAGAUGUCUGAUGUUGGAACGUCAGUUUUGCAAGUGACAGCCUCCGAUGCGGAUGAUCCGACGUACGGGAACAGCGCAAAGAUAGUUUACAGCAUCCUGGAGGGACAGCCCUACUUCUCUGUUGACCCCAACACAGGUAUCAUCCGUACAGCAAUGUCCAACAUGGACCGUGAGACCAUGGAUCACUAUGUUGUGGUGAUCCAGGCCAAAGACAUGGCGGGCUCAGUCGGAGGACUGUCUGGAUCUACAACAGUCAACAUCACCCUCACUGACGUCAACGACAACGCUCCAAAGUUUCUACAGAAGAGCUACCAGCUGUAUGUACCAGAGCUGGCUCCAGUAGGGAAGGCAGUGGGUCGGAUCAGAGCCAACGAUAAAGAUGAAGGGCAGAACGCUGAGAUGACCUACAGCAUCACUAAUGCCGAAUCAGCUGCCAUCUUCGCCAUCUCCACUGACGCUAACUGCAGGGAGGGAAUUGUUUCCCUCAAGCAGCCUUUGAACUAUGAGAAGAGAAAAGUUCACACACUCAACAUUGAAGGCUCCAACACUCAUCCAGACACCCGCUUCUCCCACCUGGGGCCAUUUAAGGAUUCCACAUUGCUGCGAGUCAUUGUGGGUGAUGUGGAUGAGCCUCCUCUUUUCUCCAUGGACUACUACAUUAUGGACAUGUAUGAAAACUCUCCUGCCGGUACCCAGGUUGGCACUGUUACUGCUGUGGACCCUGAUAGCACCAACAGCGCUAUCCGGUACUUUAUAGAAAACGAAGAGGAAAGACUUUUGUAUUUCACUAUCGAGGUGAACAGCGGCAUCAUCAGGACUACUCAGGUUCUGGACCGGGAGGAGACUGCAUGGCAUAACAUCACUGUGAUGGCUGCAGAGGUUGAUAACCCUCGUAUGGUGAGUCACGUCCCAGUCACCAUCCAGAUUCUGGACGUCAAUGACAACAUUCCAGCCAUUUCUGGGGACAACAGUGCCGUCAUAGUGUGUGAAAGCACCAAAAAUGGACAGGUGAUUCAGACCAUCCAAGCAGCAGAUCUGGACAACUUUGCAAAUGGAAGGUUUUCCUUCUAUGUGCCUGCUGAGCUUCCAGCCAAUCCAAAUUUCACUGUGAAGGACAAUGGAGACAACACUGCCAGUAUAAUAUCUCAUUGGCAUGGGGAAUUCAGCCACGACAGAGACCAGGAGUUCUUCAGCCUGGUGCUGGUGGUGGAUGAUGGUGGGGAGCCUCCUCUCAGCAGUACUGCGACACUCUCCCUCAGGGUGUGCGUGUGUCAGAGGAACAGCAGGGGGCACAACAGCAUCAACGUCUGUCAGGCCCAGGCCUUCCUAUCUUCAGCUGGUCUCAGCACUGGGGCUUUUGUGGCCAUAUUGCUUUGUAUUGUCAUAUUAUUAGCCAUAGUCAUGCUAUUCGCACAGCUACGAAAUAAGAAAGCGAGCAAAGAGCCUUUGAUUGUCUCUGAAGAGGACAUCAGAGAAAAUGUGGUAACCUAUGACGACGAGGGAGGUGGAGAGGAAGACACAGAGGCAUUUGACAUUGCUGCACUUCGAAAUCCCAAAGCCUCUGAGUCCCGCAGGAGGUUCCAUACCUACUUUGGCUACAGACCAAGUCCAUACGAAGAAGAGGAUGAACUUGAGGAGGACAAGGUUGAGGAUGACGAGGAGGGGAUUGUGGUGGUGAGAAGGAGAAAAGCACGGGAGGUUGAUUAUGGGAACUACAGCCCAGAGUCGGGAACUACCUGGUUUGUCAUUGACUGCGUUCCUCGAGAGAUCAGCCAGUCGGCACCUUCGCUUCUGCUAGAUGGUCAGGACAUCAUUCAGCAGAUCAUUCAGCAGAAGGUGGCCGAAGCGGACUCUGACACACGGGGCCCACCGUAUGACUCACUUCAAACAUACGCCUACGAAGGCCGUGGGUCUUUGACCGGGUCAGUCAGCUCUCUGGGCCUGACAGCAGCAAUGUCCGAAUUUAACUAUACCUUUUUGGAAGAUAGGCAAACACUGGAACAAAUUGUUGGAGAGCAGCUGGCUACAAGUCAAGCUAACCCUGACACCUAAAGAUAACCAUCAGGAGUUGUUUUGUUUUUUACCGCUGGCAAGACUUUAUGAAAGAGAUUGCUUUUUACUUGUUGCAUCUAAACCUGUGUGCGGGGAUUCAAAAUGACUGCAACAAAAAGCUUGCAAUUAGUAACUGUGAUGUCAUCUGAAAUCAGAGGAUAAGAAAAGCCAUUUACUAUGUGUAACAAGAGAGAAGAACACACUGGCUUAAUGGAGAUUUGGGGGAAAACAUCGUAGCUUAAGUGCUUUGCUGAAAUAAGAGACAAAAUGCAGACAGAGAUGAUCAGGGUCAAUUUGAAUAUGGUGUUCUCCCUCUGCUCUGCUUGUUAGUGUUGUGUGUUAGUAUAGAGGGUACAGCUAGUCCUGGGCCCAAAGGUUUCUGGCCUUGUUCUUCACUGUUACUGUAACAUUUAAAAACCCUUGCACAGAUACCCUGAAGAUGAAUACCAAAUUAGCGAGGAGGCCAAUGACCCAGUUUUCGAGGGUCAGGUCAUUGGCUUGAAAUAUGGAAAUAGGGUUUUUAUAUUGAUUUCUUAUUCAAAAAAAACAAACAUGAGGCUGACAAUGAUACUUUGAAAUCAAUAAAGAAAGACCUAGAGAAAGCUGAUGGCUCCAGUGGAAGACACACCGGUUGCAGAUGUUCUAAAGUCCAAAGAGAGCUACAGGCCACUCCCCAAAUAUGUUGAAUAUUAAUUAUUCAUUCAUUCUGUAGAACCUUAAAUAAGCAUCCUCUGGGCCUAAUACUAGACCAAACUGCCAACAAUGUAAGGUGAUCUCCUAGUAAUUUUUCCAUUGCAGGAACAUAACAACCAAUAACCUAAGCUAUCAUAAAAAUAAACUAUAUGUGUUCUUCGCAAUUUAUGGAAAGCUUUUUACAGCAUACAGAAGCAUUCUUCUGCUUCUUGUCUGUCUUUCUGCAGCUUUUCUUUUUAUAUCACCAACAGGAAUCUUGUCAUUAGCCACAGAGAUCAAAAGCUUAUGAUAUAUCUUGUAGGGGUGCGCAGAGUAAUUGUCUUGGUCCACCACUCUUCUCACUAUACAUGUAUCCACUGUGAAUUAUCACAGCUAAUAAUAUUCCAUUAUACAUUUCAGUUGAAUAUGAUGACCCUAAGGGUUUAUCCUAGCUGACAACCUGCUUAUCUACCAUUGUUAUUUGGAUGAACAACGUUUUAUAAAGCUAAAUAAAAACAAGAUUAAAGUUCUAUUACUUGGCCUCAAGAACAAGUGUGACAUACUAUUUUAGAAGUUUGGUCAAAUGUAAACUGGGAUCAAAUCUGAAGUGACGAGUUUAAGGGUCAUUUUGUUAUGAUGGUACCGGUUCCAUGUCCCUCGAAUGGCCUCCUCUUCUUAAACAUUAAUUAUAGCCUGGACAUAUUGGUUUGUCAAACAGGCUUUGGACUUUGUUCUUCCUUUUACAUAUUUGUUUAUCCUGGAUAUAGAUGCAGUAAUAAAACUAAUGGUUAGUUUUUUUGUUUGUUGGAGUCACUCUUGAAAAUACAAGACAGUUUUAAUUAUAAAGCCUAAUAUCACACAUUUACCUCAAAUAGCACCCAGUAAUGUAAUAUUUUUCAAGUUAAUAAUUCAUCAGAAUGUAAUAACAUUUGUAUUUAACAUGAUCAAAUCAAUAAUAAAACCCAGUAAUCUAUUAAUUUGACCAAUAUUGAAAUAACAUUUUAAGCGAUAAUGUAAUACCUUUGCGGUUUUUUUCAAAACUGAGGAUGUUAUAAUGUUGACAGAUAAUGUAAUAAUGUAUGAACGUAUGAUCCACAUAAUUGUAACAGUAAGCACAACGCUUGGCAAUGGCUGCACAUAUGCUUUAUAUAAUUAAGUUCCUGCAGUGACAUGACCCCCCCCCCUCACACACACACACUCUUUCUGUCUCUCUGUAUUGAAAUUUGUAUUUCAGUAUGCAUCUCUGCAAUAGGUGAUAUUCUGAGAAAGGACUGUACCUAUUCAGAUCUUUUCAGAUAGGAAAUUAAUAAAUACAUUAAAGAUUUAAGAUUAAUUAGGAAGAUGGACGAAAUGAAGCCUAUUUUCCCUGGUGUAUAUUUUUUAUCAGUAAUUAAAAAGAUCAAUGAUUUCAAAAAGCAGUUUGAGUAUUUGCUUUGAUUAGUUUUUAAUUCAAAUGUGCAAUCAAUGAAAUAUGCGAAAUAUGAGUUUUGACUUAUUUU